CCAUGGAGUCAUGCUGAGCAGGUAGCAUUACACAGCACACAGCACACAGACAGGCAGCAGCUGGCAGAGCUGAGCUCGGCUCCCACUAAGGUGUGUCCUGUUGCCUUGAGCCAGGUGACGUCACGGAUACCUGAGCCAGGCAGGAAAGGGAGCAGAGCCGGCCAUUAGCCCAGUGCUGAGCAGGCAGAGGGAGAGUGCGGGAGGAGGAGAGCGCUCCGGACAGUGUACCCAGCGGGCGGCGGAGGAGGGAGCUCUAAUCCACGGCCCGGAGAGCGUCCUGGGAGCCCAGGUGGAGGCAGGUAGGAGCGGGGAGGAUGGGUGGUGCUGACUGCAUUUCCUGCCAGGGAGGGAGAGCGCUGUGUUAGCGGGCGGUGUGCUCUCAUACAUUGAUAUCGCUAGGGCGACAGGUAUAGUACUGACUAUAGAUAGUAUGCCCGCCUACCUUAUUGACCAUAGAUAGUAUGCCCACCUACCUUACUGACCAUAGUAUGCCCACCUACCUUACUGACCAUAGUAUGCCCAUAUAUACCUUACUGACCAUAGUAUGCCCAUAUCUACCUUACUGACCAUAGUAUGCCUACCUUACUGACCAUAGUAUGCCUACCUUACUGACCAUAGUAUGCCCAUAUCUACCUUAUUGGCUACAGUAUGCCCAUCUAUCUUACCUACAAUACUAUCCCCAUGGAUACCUUAUUGGUUAAAGUAUGCCCACCUACCUUAAUGGCUACACUCCACCUACUUUACUAAAUGGAUUUACCAGUGUGUCCAUCUCCAAUGUGUGGAUUCUAUACAAGCAUGGAAGGUUGAAAUGCAGUCCUUAUUGAUAACUUUGGGAGUAACUGGACAUUCAAUUGUCCAGUAUAUGUGCUCAACACAUCCAUUUAUCUAUUUAGUAGUUAGUGUACAUUUGCAUAUAUGAAUCUAAAACUACAGCUGCAAGUAUAUGUAUAUAGAUAACAAUAGGUCUCUAGCCACUAGUGUGUUUGUAUAUACAUAACUAGAACACUGUUUGCUUGUAUAUACAUGACGACAACACUCUAGCCACUAUUGUUUGUUCAUAAAUAACUAUAACACUAGCUAUAUGUGUUGGUAUGUAUAAAUUACUAGAACACUUGUCUAGCUGUUGAGUCCUGCUUGUGUGUAAAUAACAAACACUUUCUAGUCACUGGUUUGUGUAUGCGUAACUAUAAAACUCUAGUCACUGGUGUGUGUUUGUGUGUAUGCCUAACUAUAAUCUACUAUCCACUGGGGUUUGUGUAUAUGUAUACCUAACUAUAACACUCUAGAUGCUGGCAUUUGUGUAUGUGUAUACCUAGCUAUAACACUCUAACCACUGGUGUUUACGUAUAUAUUCAUAGGUAUAAUACUAAAAUCUGGUGUUUUGUGUGUGUGUGUGAUGUGUAUUAACAAUAUUGACUGGACAGAUAACUUCUGUGUUUUGUGUAAAACAAACUAAGAACUGCUGGAAUUGUCUUGUAAGCAUGUUUGAUACACCUUUUUGUGGUUCAGUGUUCUUUUGAACCAUGGUUGAUCAUGGACUGUUAUUUAUUUUGCAAAGUGAAUUUUUAAUUUACCUAUGCUGUGACACAUGCUCGCUCUUGUAACCCAGAACACAACACAAUUGUGUGUAUCUAUUUUAACAGAUGUUGCUGAAACACAUUAAACAAUAGGUUAUGACAAACAGCAAACUUUAGAACAGCAGCCAAUUUGGGUGGAAAAAAGUCUAGCAGGUUUGAAUUUAAAGGGCCACUAUAGUGCCAGGAAAACAUACUCGUUUUCCUGGCACUAUAGUGCCCUGAGGGUGUCCCCACCCUCUGGGACCCCCUCCCGCCGGGCUCUGGAUAGAGGAAGGGGUUAAACUUACCUCUUUCUCCAGCGCCGGGAGGGGAGCUCUCCUCCCUCUUCUCCUCCUCUUCGGCUGAAUGCGCAUGCGCGGCAGGAGCCGCACGCGCAUUCAGCCAGUCCAUAGGAAAGCAUUCACAAUGCUUUCCUAUCGAUGCUGGCGUCUUCUCACUGUGAUUAUUAGUGAGAAGCACGCAAGCGCCUCUAGCGGCUGUCAAGAGACAGCCACUAGAGGCUGGAUUAACCCAUUUAUAAACAUAGCAGUUUCUCUGAAACUGCUAUGUUUAUUAAAAAAAAAAGGGGUGGGGUUAACCCUAGCUGGACCUGGCACCCAGACCACUUAAUUAAGCUGAAGUGGUCUGGGUGCCUAUUGUGGUCCUUUAAGAAAACCACUAUUUUGGCUUAAUUAUUAUUGCCAUUAAUAUAGCGCCAACAGAUUCCGUAGCGCUUUACAAUAUAAUUCUGUCAAGCUGGUUCUCCAUUUACCACAGUUGCUGCUUAGUGAAUAGACACCUAUAUUUACUAACUGCUGAAUUGAUAAUACAGAUUUCCAAAGUAGUCAUAAUAAAAAAGUAGAAAGCUGGCUAAUCAAAUAGUCAGCAGAUACAGAGAUAUAAUAAGACUAGGAAUUUGUGAAUUGCUAUCUAAUAAUAAUAAUGAGAGCUAAGACUUCCUGGUUUUCUCUUUCCUCUACUCUGUGUGUGGAAUGCUUUGUGUUCCCCCUAAAUGCAAUAUACGGAGGAACCAUUAUCCAGAGUGGGCCAGGCAGUAUGACCUCCUAUGGCUUGCCUGUGUCCAAUCUUUCCCCCCUGAUGGGCAAAUGACAUCUUAAGCAGAUAUGCAGUGGGUUUAAGCACCCUCUGAUAUAUAGUUUUAACCCAUUAUGGUGUAAGGCCAGUGAUCUGCCAUUCAGCACUGGCAAGUAGAAAUUCACCUUUGGUGAGUAUACUAUGGCAGUUUAGAUAAACCUUUAAGGCAUGGCUAGUAGCAUAGGUGUAUGUAUAGUAUAGUAGCAUGUGUGUGUGUGUGUGUGUAUCUCUAUCUCUCUUCCCCCCACACACAUGGAAAGUGGAAGGUCGUCCUGGGGAAAUUCUCACGUUAGCAAAGUUUGGGUAGUUAACCUUCAAUUCAGAUGUUGAUAAACACAUGUUUUUUUGUUUGUUUGUUUUUUUUUUUUUUUGUUUUUUUUUGUACAGACAUUUAGCAUCCUUCUUUACCACCAAAAUCACCCUGAAUUGAAGUUGCUACUUUAUGGUAAUAGUCAAAUUUGCAUGCGCAUUGCCUCUAGCAAAGCGGGAUUGGAUAUUUAAAUAAGCGUUGAAUAUUUUAACAGAAUUUCUACAGUCAGCUUCUAUUACAUUCGUUAAUCUGUUAUCUUACUUGUUUAAUAUUUAUCAAAGAAUUGCUUUUGUUUUACUUUUAAAAUCACAUUUAUUAUAUCACAAGUAAGAAAUCCUAGCCCACUUUGGAAUAAUAUUUGUAGGAAAGUGAAUAUUCACAGUAUGAGAUGGGUGAGCCCUGCAAUUAUCUUUUUUUAUCUUAUCUACUAGGUAGUCUAGUCUAGUGGUGAAUCUGCUUUGGACCUAAUUUGUGUGUUUUGGACCGUGCAAUUAUCUUUUGCUUCUCCAUUUCAAAGCCUGCUCUGUGUUUGCUAAUUGUGGCUCCCUGUUAGUUCACCAUUUCCUGCAAACACUUUUGCAUGUGCUAUAGUUGCUAUAGUGACACUGAAACAAGGCUAUAUUUCUCCUAUUUUACUGAGAAACUUUCCAGUACAUUUUAAGUUUCUUUUCAUUUUUAAAAUUUAGGAAACAACUGUGCAGAACAUGAGGCUUUUUCAAUACUUUUAUUUUUGUUUUGGCGAUAGCAUUAGCAAAUCUACUUUAUGUAAUACGCAUGCACCCUGUAACAUGUGUGAAAUCCAGGAGCUGUUAUUUUCAGUUAAUUUUUCUCUUUCCACACAGUUGAUAUCAUGUAGAUCUAUAGCGUGUUUCAUGUAUAAGCUGCACAUGUUAUUUUUAGCCACCAUUGUUAUAAAGUGUAAGUCCAGAAUAUGAGAUAUGGAGAGUGCCCACCUAGGAUUAGUUUAUCUUUAGAUUAUCUUUUACUUUUGCAAUUGCAUUUUUAUUUAAUUUUACAAGUAACACAAACAAAAAAAAAAGCUGACCACGGUCCAGUGUCCUGAUUCAACUCUAUGGCAGCACCAGUAUUCUGGAAUCCUUGUUUCCAUAAAGGCUGAAGAAGAGGACACAUAGUGGCCAUUUGCUCUUCUUAAGUACUCUCUUGCCUAUGCACUUGGAAGCAUAAGGGAGAGUGUGCUGGGUAAAUAUGAUUGGUCAUUUUCUUUAAAUCGACUCAAUGGGAAGAGGACAUUUUUAACUCAGGGAAAUGCAUCUGGUUAUCGUAGAUCUGUUUUACUGUAGUUAGUAGAUUCCUUUUCAGGGUGAAGACAUCCCCCUAAAUCAGAUUCACACUUUAAUGGAGAGAAAAAGAUAUCUGAAAAGUAUGACUAGAGGAUAGGAAUCACACCUGACCACCUUAUUGUCCAUCAACAAAAGAGUUCAUAAAGAGAAUUAAUCCCAAUUGGAUAUUUGGUUAGAAAUGUCUUAAAGUGAAAAGCUGAUUAUACAAAGACCGUAGCAUACCUCCUAAGUGUUCCUGUUUAGGAGGGACCAUCCCUAUUUUGGACCCAAAUCCCUUUUGUCUUACUUUCUUCCCUAACGCCCCAAUUUUCUAGAAACUCCAUAUUGUUGGAAUGUCUGAGUGUAUAACAUAGCUGCACAGGAAUAAUACAGUAAUGUGUCUAUAAUUUACAAUACAUGUGUUUUGAAAACAGUCUGUGUUAAUAACAUACAUUGUUCAUAUUCUAAAUUGCAUUUUAGUUGCAUAAAUUGUUGUCAUCUAAAAUUUAUUAGAACAGCACCACUCACAGUUCAGUUCUAUGCGCACAAAUGGGAAGUGCCGAACCAGGGGGAAUAAAAUAUGGGUCUUUACAGUCGCUGACCUGGCCCAUAGUCGGUGGGAAGGAGGCCAGCUUCCACACUCCUCCAGGAAUCCAUGGCAAACUGCUGUGGAAAGCAGUAUUUGUCACAUAUAGUAAUUGUGUUAAAACUGUUUUAUAUUAAAGUUGACUUCUGUUGGUACUGUCUGCUGCUACCUCGAUUAUGUAAGAUUCUGUAUUUUUGUAUUUAGCCAUCUUUAGUCUUUAAAGAUGACUUGCCAUUCACAAAAUGUGUGGAUGAAAAAGCCUUGUUCAGAUAGCGUUACAAAUAUAACCUUUUCAUUGUUCAUGCGAAUUAAGAGAUUAAAAAAGACCUCUAUACUCCCACAUCCUCCAAGCACCCAUCUAUGUUGACUGCUGGACCCCACAAUGCUUCAUGGGGAACUGCUACUUCUUGGGAAUUUACACCAUUGGAAAGCACCUAUAACUUGUGUUAAUUUUAUUUAUUUUUUUUCUGGUGAGAUUUUCGAUUAUUAUUUCAAAUUCUUUUUGAAGAUUUAUAGAAUUUCAUCAUAAGUCAGUCAUAAUUGCAAAAUGAGGUAAAGCCAUGGCACAAAUUGCAAAUGAAGCAAAGAAAUGAAAACAAUGUUUAAUUUCUCCUUCGUAUUCUUCACACUUUACAAAUAUAUAUUUGUUAAAUAUAUAUAAACAUAUAUUAUGAAAAACCUGAGAAGUGAGAGUUCCCCAUUAAUAUGUGGCUGUGUGCAUGGUAGACUUGGGCAUCACCAAAAUGUUUGUUUCUUCCGAACACAUUAAAUAAACAACAAAAAUGAAUUGCAUGGAUUAAAUUUUGUCCAACUAGCAAUUUGUUAGUGUCAUUCAUUGUAAUUUCUAUUCGUCGAUUCAUCUUUCGAAUAAAUUGCAAAAAAUUGUGACGAAAACAUGUUCAAUCGAAAUGAAUGCCCAAGUCUAGUGCGUGGAAUGUGGAACACCAUCUUGUGUGCAUGUAAGCAAAGACAUCUGUCUCUCUUAAAAUACACGUUGAACUAUCAAAAAAUAAUUUUUAAUUUUUUUUUGGUGAAAGUUAUUUUCAUAGUUAAUGUGCAUAGGGAUUUGGUGCAGUGUGCAGGUAUUUAUUUUUUCUUCAAAGUUAACUAAAGGAUUAUUUAAGUGUGCACUGGUAAUAAUAAACUGAAGAUAACAGUGCAAAUUGGGAACAAAGGUGUAAACCUGCAAGCAAUUAUUUGCUUUGUGAUUUUUAUCUGUUAUGUUCAUGGCUAUCUAGGGCAGAUUGACGGGCAUUUGGAUGUUGUAUUGUGUUUUGCAACCAAAAGUCACCUGAUGACCCGGAAGCACCACUAGUGGCUGUUUGGUAGACCACCACUAGAGGUGGAGUUAACCCUGCUAUGUAAUUAUUGCAGUUUCUCCAUAACUACAUUAAUUACCACUGCAGGAUUAAAUGGACAGGGGACAGUCCACCCAGACCACUUCAAUAAGCUGGGUGCCUAUAGUGUCCCUUUACGUGCAAAUAAAGUUUGAUUGCCACCUCUUUUAUCCCUCAAACAACUGCUGUUUUAUGUCUUGAGCACUCGUGCAAUAUCCCACUACACUUAAUUCAGAACUUGUUUGACUGCAUUCCAGGAAGGAUUGAAGCCGUACUGAUGUCAUAGGUUAUCCCAGCUACUUUUAGGUCCUUUAUGUUGCGUGUUUCUUCCAUUAUUUUAUUCUUUUUGCAUAGUUGUUUCUGAAGAUGCAUUUAUAGUAUUUUAUACACCUGGUGUGUGUGUGUGUGUGUGUGUGUGUGUGUGUGUGUUUUUGUUUUGUUUUCUUCCACUUGAGCAACAUUGCAAUGGUUUUGAAAGAACAGGGUUAGGGGGAAUAAAAAAAAAACUAAACUUUGUACUAUUCAGUUAAAAAAAAAGUGUGUGUCUGUCUGUCAAUAUCAUUAAUUUAUUUUUGGUUUUCUAUUUAAGGAGUCUAAGGUGUUUGUAUGACCUGACUGUAUAAAUAUGGUGCAAUAAAAUGAAGAAGAGUCUGGGAGAUGUCACAUUUAACAAUUCUUCAUUUUUGUUUGUGUUUUAAGAUCCUCCAGAUAUAUAGCAUAAUAAAAUGCAUGUUGACAUUGUUCACUUAACAGACCCAGAUACGAAAACAAUUGUUCAAUAUACAUUUUGGUAAAAGUAAAAAUUAUAUAUUUUUGUUAAUCUUUAUUUAACUUCCUUUAAAAGCAGAUAUAUGUCCCUCCUUAAAACCAACCUCAGUGCUGCAGAGACAAUCCAACACAGCUAGUUAGAGCAUAUGAUCGAUAGUACAUAAACUGGAUUAUUAGCUGAGGUAUUUCCAAAAUCAAUCAAGCCACGGUUUGUACCUUCUCUAAAUAUCGGUUUACAUUAUAUCUGGUGAAUUAAGGCAAAGAAAGAGAGAAGUAGAGAGUAUAUAUGAGAUCUUAAAGAAAGCCAUUUAAAUGUCUAGUAGGUCCCAGUUUACCUGCUGCCCCUCCUAUUGUUCCAGCUAAAUUAUAGUUUAUAUAUAAUUUAUUUGGUGGAUUGAUUUGAAUGUUACUGUGUGUAUCCUGGAAUGUUUGAGCUAAAUAUUUGUGUGUUGAUCAAGCUGAAAGUUUUAUAGGGAAGUUGCAUUGUAUGCCACACCCAGUUUUAGCAAUAACUUGAUAUGUGGAAUGGAAUGUACCACUAUUCUAUUUUUGGGUGACCUCAAUUGCUUAUUAAGUAACCACUACAUCAUUGACCAAGAACUAUAUGGAACUAUAUGAUGUAGACAUCCUUGUUAACUGACCGUAGUAUAAACUACCAUAUAACUCUUUUAUAUGAGUAUUUUCCAGGGUUCUUGAAAUCCUUGCUGGUCAAUAUCCAUGUCUCUGUUUCAUUAUGGUUUCUUUGUUACAGAUCAUGGCUCUGCACCCUCGACGCGUUCGGCUAAAGCCAUGGUUGGUUGCACAAGUAGAUAGUGGGAUAUACCCAGGACUUGUGUGGUUGAACAGAGAUGCUAAGAGAUUCCAGAUCCCUUGGAAGCAUGCGACUCGGCAUAGUCCCCAACAGGAGGAAGAGAACACAAUCUUUAAGGUGAGCAAGGGGAUGCUUGUGUACUUUGUGCUAUCUUGUAUACUUCAAUGUAACAAUAGUAAACGUGGCUGAUGUCAGCCCUUUAAUAAGCAACUUCACAAUGUUAAAUGGGAGCUGAUAGUCGGGCGCUUGACCUGACUAUCCGCUCCCCGACUGUGAUCUCCUUACAGAGGUGGAUGUUACACUUCUGUAGCAACCUCCUUUAGCUGCCCAAAGCAAACCUCCAUGACUACAAUAUGGAGGCUUAGUUGCCUGCAUGCCAGCGUCUGAACGUGUCACUUUAUUCUUAUACUCACUAGCCUGAGCUAGAAGCAACGGCUAUGGAAUUACUAUAGCAAUCACAGCGGAUGCGCUGUGGUCGCCAUGGGUGAAGAGCAGAAGUACAUCCUGGGGAGGUGUCUUCUGCGCACUCUGUCAAAUAGUUCUUCAGCAUAGUCUAUGUCAAAGAAAUGAUUGACGGGAGAAAAGGUGGGGUUUUGUCUCAAUAUAUGUUUGCUCGCAGAACUGCUAGCACAAUGUAUAGAUUUAACUUUAUGCUCUUUCCAAUGACACAGAAUAAUUAGCUUGGUGUAUUUAUCAAAGUGAGAGGUAUAAAUUUUUCUGCCUAUUUGUAAGGUAACGUGAGCUGUUACAAGGGAGUAGUUGAAUUCUCAUAUUUGUGGUGUUUACUCAGACAUCAUUUAUUGUUUGCCCUUAGUAUAUUUAUCACAUUUUACUCUGUAACAAAAGCUAGUGGGACAAAGGGUAAUUGAUAACAAUUGCAUGACAAAAACCAUGAUUUAUAUGUAUUUUAUCAUUCUAUUGUUGCCAAAAAGCUCAAAAUUUGAAGCAAUGCUGUAUAGAUGGUUUUCUUGUACUAAAUUGAAAAAUUAUUCUGAAAGACUUGCAAUGCAUUUUUUUGUAAUUUUGAAUUUAUUUAUUAAAGUAGACAAAAGUUCACUCCUUUUCAGGGAAUACCCCACCUCAAUACCUUGAUCCCUUGCAGAUUUGCGAUACAGUAGGCACUGGCAUUAACUAUGUUCUUUGGAGGCAUUGCCAAGUAAUCCUACAUUACAUUCAGAUUUUUAAAUGCACAAAAUGCUCUAAUCUCUCUGCAACUUAGGUGACCAACCUGUCCUGCAUUUUGGUCCUUGCUUGCAUAUUAACCUACUUGUUGCAUAGCUCUAGAUCAUACAUUUAAUUGUUUUCUGUCAUUGUAUUAUUCCUAAAGAUGGCUGAAUUUCACUUGUCAUCAAAAACCGUGACUGCGUUAACACUGACAGAAGGGUUACCAAAGUGCAAUUUCAAAGUGUAUUUCAAAUUUAAGGCCAGAGAAGCUGAAAUGAAAACAUGGCUGACUUAGACAGAUUUUCCUGUUUGUCUAUUUUGACUUUAAAUUUGAAAUUCACUUUGAAUUCUCACUUCAGUGAAUAACCCUACAAAAAAUGUUUUUUAUCACAUCCAUUAUACCCAGUUUAGGAAUAUUACAACAUUUCCAUAGCUUGCUACUGUGGCCUUUUGUGCUUUCAUUUUAAAUAGAUUUAUAAAAUGUAUUAUUUUUUAAUUGCUGCUUGUCGGUUGUGUAGUGUUUUGGUUCUUUGGAAAUCUUAUGUGUUUUUAUUUUUGUGCAGGCCUGGGCAGUGGAGACCGGUAAAUAUCAAGAAGGUUCUGAUGAUCCAGACCCAGCAAAAUGGAAAGCCCAGCUGCGUUGUGCGCUUAAUAAAAGUCGAGAGUUUAAACUAAUGUAUGAUGGGACUAAGGAGGUUCCAAUGAAUCCCAUAAAAAUAUAUGAAGUCUGUGAUAUACCCCAGUCUCAAGGGUCCAUUGUUAACCCAGGUGAGCACACACACAAUAGUUUUUAAGUUGCUUUGCAUUGGGCUGGUUUUACAUGUGAUUGGGGAUGUUUGGUAAGGUAUUUGUAAAUAAAGUGUGUGCCAAGUGUAUGUCAGGGUAGUUAGGACAUGUACAUGUUUAUCUCUUGCUAUUAGUAGAUGUGAAUCAAAGAGUUCUACUGGUUUCACUAGUUAUUUGCUUUGUACAUUUCUAACUUAAUGCGUCUGUUUUUUAAUAUUCGUGUUAUAAACCUUUUAUAUUUAUUUUUUAAAAAGGCAUAUGGGUGUCCAAUUGACCUCCAUAUUACCAUACGAAGGAACAAUUACUAUUUUAUUCUUCCAUCUGAAAUGGUAUGCCAAAGGUUGCCUACACCUGCCCUAGGAAGUGAGAUGGUUUUAGCACUAACCAGGAGGGGUCCUAGUAAUGGUUUCUCCCCACAAUAGGCAUCGAGGAUUGGGGCUAAAGUGACACUUGGGGACAUGCCAUUGUUGUCCCCAAUGGCCCCUUACCUCUUACCACCUUAAUGGAAGAUGAGUGGUGACUAUUAAUUCAUACAAUAUGGGAACAUGACCGGGCCAAACACCCAGUUGGGUGAUAUUAAAUAAUAGGAGAGGAUAUGAUAUUGCCAGCCCAGUAUUUAGGCACUUAAGGGAGAACACCCAUUAAAGUUUUGAUUACAGAUACUUUAUGUGCAGAUUUAAUGGUGGUAUUGCAAAACGCAGCCCCCUUCAUGCAUGGUACAUGGGAGGGACAUGCUUUUAGUGGGGGUAUAUUAAUAUGAUUAGAGGGCGGUGGAUAUGCCAUGACUGCCGAAUGACAAAUAGUUUCUAUUCUUACGAUACUGGUCAGAUAUUUUUUAUUUAUUAUUUUUUAUAUAUUAAUCCUGGUAUGUUUAGAUCUGAAUUAUAAACUUCAGUCAGACUAAAAUAUGGACCAGAUUCUUGCUCCUUUAGAUCCUUGCUUAUUUAACAUUUUGUGAACAAUGUCUGUAUUGGAUUUUGUAGUUGAACUUUUGUGAAUAAUCUUCCACAAUGUGUGAAAAGCAUUUAUUUAUUUAUUUAUUUAUUUAUUGCGGCUUAAUUGACACAUCUGUAUGAUUUGAGGAGGGGCGUAUAAUUAAUUAAACCCUUUACAAUGUCUGGACAGAUUGCAAAGGUAUUGAUGUAGUUUCGAAAAUCCCAAUCCGUUUUGAAAUUAUUUUAAAAUAGAAUGAGUUGUGGACAUUCUGUCCCUGCUUGUAAAAGAAACAUUUUGUAAUGAAAGCUGACAGAUGUGAAUGAUCUUUAGCAAGGUACAGGAUAAGUUUAUAUUCCCCAACUUCUGCAAUCACAUUGCAGGAACAGGUGUCCAUGCAAGCUGCCUCUAUACUAAUCCCCUUAAAGGACUGGGAACAAAAACAAAUUAGCUUUCAGAUGCUUACUGAUUUCAAGGAGUCAUUCUAGGUAAAACAGACUUGAAGAGUCACAUCGAAGGAAAACCACAAAUUUCAAUUUUAUCCACGUACAAAGUAAACAACGCCGAAGUGUCGGCUUUGUGUGCUACUGUAGAAAUUCGUAUAAUUGGAAACAAAUUUUGCCUGAUUUUGUGAAUUUGUUUUCCUGUUUUCUAUGACUUAAAGCCAUAUUUUCACGUAUCACAGAAUCACAAUGCCAGAGCACCUUAGUUACAUAGUUCUGUGGUAGCUGGUAGCUUUCCUAUGAUUUUUGUUAAGUGUAAUAAUUCUUGUAGCAUCAAAAAAGUUGCAAAUCACAGGGACUAUAAUAACAUUGAUUAUAUUGUUACAAUGGCACCCGCCAAGGGGUAGGAUAUAUUAAGCAGUAAGUGAACAGUCAGUUCUUAAAUUUCAUGUGUUUGAAGCAGAAAAAAUGGGCAGUCGAAAAGAUCAGUGACUUCGACUUUUGACAUGCACACUAUUUCAAUCUUUAUUAUUUUCGUUAAUGUUCACAUGUAUUCUUUUUUUCUUUCUCGCAUGCCUCAGCUAUAUGGAUUUGUUUUAAUUUCAGAUGAUCACUCUAACUCCCUUUUUAUCCCCCUUCUGUGGCAGGUUCCACUGGGUCUCUUUGGGAUGACGAUGAAUAUGACGAGGAAGAGAUGCCUCAGUCUCAACAUAAUGUACCCAUCCAAGAGCCUUUCAACUGUUUAAACAUUAAUGGUCAGUAUAUUCAUGUACACAAUUGUCUAUUUACUGUACUUUACUGAUGCCAGUGCACCAUAUAUUCUGCAGUAUACACUUGGUGACAUGAUGAUCCUAUCUGAAUACACUAACCUUCUAAAUAUAUGUUGUAAGCUGCCAAUUACUCCAGCUUUCUAUCUUAAUCUGCUGUAUUGUUACUUCCCAUACGUGCACACUGUUUGAAAUCUCUUCUACUGAUGUUAAAGUAGCACUUUAACCCGUGGAAAAUUGAAUCUUUGUGAAAUGCUAAUUAUGAUUGUGUUUGGAAUUUCACUGAAAUUCCAACCCAGUCACGAGCUAUACUGAGACAAGGUAAGGACUACUUUGUCUCUGUAUCUUUCUUCCCUCUAGACUCUGGGUGGAGCUAUAGUGUCAACCCUGACAGCAGAAAUCAGUGAUGGCUGCAGGGAAUUGGCUCUGUCUAUGGAGGAUCCAGCUUCUCACGGGAUCCUCCAAAGACCUCAAUGCUGUACUCUCUCGCAUGCUGUUCAGAACAGCAAACCGAAUUCCUAUAUCACAAUGUUCUGGACAAAACAAAGGAGCAGAACCCUAAUAAAUUCAAGAAGAUUAUCCAGGCCUGUAAAUUAUUUUAUUUUUCUAUGUAAAGUAACAUUUAAACGCCAUUCGAAUGAUAUCCUGAAACUCCAAUUAAAACCUGGAAACUGCCCACUUACUUGCCGUAAUUAACUGGCAGGUGUACUAUACAUUUCAACUUUACCUAACUUUAAGAAUAAUUCACAGGUAAACUGGCAGUAAGCUUUUUAAAGAGACACUAUAGGCACCAAAACUAUAACUUAACAAAGCAGUUUUGGUGUAUAGGUCAUGCCCCUGCGGUCUCACUGCUCAAUUUUCUGCCAUUUAGACGUUUAAUCACUGUUUUAUGCAGCUUUAGUCACACCUCCCUGCAUGUGACUUACACAGCCUUAUUAAACACUUCCAGUAAAGAAUCAUCUAAUUUUACACUUUAUUUUAAAUUCUGUUUAAUUUAGAAUUUCUUAUCUCCUGUGCUAUUAAUAGCUUGCAAUUUUACAUAGCAGGAGAUAAAAACUUUUAAAGUAAGUUACAUCAGAUUUGAAAAUGAAACUAUUUUGUUUUCAUGCAGGCUGUGUCAGUCACAGCCAUGGUAGGCGUGGCUAGGGCUGCACUUACAGAAACAAAAGUGAUCUAACUCCUAAAUGGCAGUGAAUUGGGUAGUGAAACUGCAGGGGCAUGAUCUGUAAAAUCACCAAAAUAGCUUAAUUAAACUAAAUUUUGUUUUUGUUUGUUUGUUUUUUGUUUUUAUGACUAUAGUGUCAUUUUCCAUUGCAAGCCAUGUGACUUUAUUUUUUCUUGUUUACUAAACAUAAUCUGUAUUAUUUUUACAAGGCCAAAUUAAAGAAUUUAAACAGAGCAUACUGGUCCUGAAAAGUGUGUCUCUACAAAUGUGAAUUGAACAUAGGUUGUGGGUUGCAAAUAUUUUUUUCUACAGAGAUGGGUGCAGUCUAGGUAAACUGUUUGAAUUAUUAUUUUUAAUAACCUAAUUAUGUUAAUGUUUUCCUCUGUAUGAUGUAUGACGCUAGUUUCUAAGGUUGUCUUUAAGAAUUCAUCCCUUUACAGUACAAAGAGACCUUUGUUUAAACUCAGUUGUAGAACAUGAUGCAUAUUUUUAAAGUGUAGUAAUGCUGGCCAUCCAGUCUGCCAGGGUUAUGGAAUGAGACUUGUGCUUCAAAUAUGUGAACUCUUGUAUGUAUACCUUAUUCAUACUACAGAAACCUGGAGGCUUGCAUAUAAAACUGUUUUUGCAUUUAAAGAAAGGGGAAAAAAAAAACAAAUAUGAUAGAAAAAUAACUACUUCCUUCCUAGAAUACAGUUUCAAAUGAAAAAUAUAUAAAAAAAAAAAACCAAAACACUAUCCGUUAUACAAAAUAAUAAUUGCACGUGUUACCAACACGUAUCAGGUCAGCUAAAGAAAAUGUAUCUAAAUAAAGUGAAUACAAAAUAUCUAGUAGGAGAGCGUGUCUGUAAAGCCAGGAUAGAGUCAAUCUCUGCUACUAAUGUAUCUCCUACUCGUAACUAAUAGAUACAGGAUUGGAAAAUAGAAGAGAAGUAGAAAAAAAAUUAUUAAAUAGUGCUAAAGUGCAGAACCAUACUUGGAAUGUUGGUUACCUGCACAUAGUGUAAAGUGCCCAGUGUCAGAGUGUGAGUGAAAGACAGAAAACCCGACGCGUGUUUCAGUGCUUAGAGCAUGCACCUUCGUCAGGGGUUAGAAUUAUGUUUCCAAACGGUCUUAUUUUUAUAUCCUAUGGUUGUACUUUCAUAACUAUUAAUGAACCAAUCAGAAGUGCAUACCUAUCCGUUAUUUUCGCGCCAAGGGAGAGUGGGCGUUUUAGUUAGUUCAUUGAGAUUCAAACGAACCAAUCAGAGCUGAUGCAAUCAGCAGCUCUUACGAUUAACCCCUUCCUAUGCGUGAUUGUAAAACCGCAAUACUACUAGAUAUUUUGUAUUCACUUUAUUUAGAUACAUUUUCUUUAGUUGACCUGAUACGCGUUGGUAACACGAGCAAUUAUUAUUUUGUAUAACGGAUAGUGAGACCUUAAGGUUCAAAUGGUCUUCUACUGUUAUUAUACAGUUGUCUGGUUGCCUUUAACAUUUAAGGUCACUUUAUUAGAGAUUUGGAAUGCCCUCCAUGACUUCACUAGUUUAGAUCUACAUUGACUAUGCAGACUGUGACAUAUCGAGUUAUUAAUAAAGUCAGGAGUCUGAGGGUCUUUGACACGGCGGAUCAAUGAGAGGUUUAGCCGAAAGGCUUAGUUACUAUCACUUCACUUUGGAUGUUUCUAGGGUCUGGGAUAAGUAGGCAAUUUUGUAACAUUAUUAUGGUUAACACCAUAUGCUCACAGAUCGUACAUUCAUAAUUCAAUUCCAGUUUAAACCCAAAACACAGGAAUACUUCCGGUGUUUUGGGUUUUUUUUUCUUCUAUUUUUUUUUUUCUGUUAAGGGGUUAAGCCCCAGGACAUUUACUGGAGUGUCUAUCAAGGUGUCUUUUGGAUCCCUUGGGUGGUUGGUUCUCCCGUAUUUUGGGUUGAACCCCCACCUAAGGUCUCUAACAUUUUGUUUCAACAGUUUCAAAUGACUAUAUGGAAAUAUUUCUUUUUCUUAUAUUGAAAGAUAAUUAUGGUGACAGAUAAGAACUAGUGAAUCUAUUCCUACCUAACUUCUAUAAAUACAUACUUCUUCCUUAGUACAACAUUCUUUCUUUUUAUAGGUAUUUCACAUAUGUGCUUCCACUGAGUUUUAAAUGUUUUAGUAUAACAAAAAAACUUUUUCCCAGAUAGUAUGUAAAUAAAGACCAUAUUGUUUUAGCUUGCCUGUGAAAAUUAAGAAUUUGGAAAAUUGUUACUUAUUAUAGUUUAUUUAAAGGUAACUAUCCCAUCUUCUCCAAUGCAAAUUUUCAAUUGCUUUUAGAUUGUGAACUCAUUUGAGCAGGGCCCUCUGCAGCUCUUGUCUUUUUCAACACCACUUUGUAUGUCUGUACUUGUUUAAUAUCCCCAGUGAAUUAUUGUAAAGCACUGCAGAAUGUUUGUUCUAUAUAAAUGAUAAAUGGGCUUGAUCUGGCACAUUUUAAAGAGUUUGUCAAAUGAGCUCGUUUCAAGUAUAGAUCAAUAUUCUAAAUUCCUGAUUUUUACUCCUUAAUAAUAUUACCAUGAAGGAUAACCAGGUCACCUUAAAGGAACACCAUAGUGUAUGAAUUCCUGAUACUGCGGGGCAUGGAGAUGCUGAACGUCAGUAGCACUGGAUUAGGAAGCACUUCAAGAGGCCUUCUGAGUGACUGCCACUAGAGGUAUUCCUAGGCAGUAAAGUAAACACUGCCUUUUUACAGAUAAGGCAGUGUUUACCUUAAAAAGCCUGCAGGGACAGGAAGUAGACACCAGAACAACUACAUUAAGUUGAAGUUGUCCCUUUAAUGUUGGACAGUCCAGUCAGGCUUACAGUCACACUAAAUUUCCCUUUGCAGACCGACCUACACCAUUUGUGGUUUGUCCUGUGUUUGUGAUAACUGAGCUGGUCAGUACUAAAAACACACAAACUGGGAUAUCCAGGAGACCAAACCUUGCAGUAGAAAUUAACUAUAUUGAAAUAUAGCUCUUGUGGAAGAGUGGGAUGGAUCUGCUAAUAUUCAGAUAACGUCUGAGCGAUAUAUCUGGAAGUAGAAUAACUUUUACCAUAUUCUACCCUCUCUUUAAAUUGAAAACUGCACAACAAGGAUGCAUUGUUCGAGUCCUCGGCUGGUUAAUAGUUUCUUUAAAAUGUUUAUAUUUAUCACUUUCAGCUAAUUCUCCUAUGGGUCCUUCCAGUGUGGGCAGCUGCACCCCUGAACAGACGUGGCCAAAAUCUGAACCAUUGGACAUGGAGGUACCUCCAGCUCCUGGCCCUGCAGAGUUUUUUAGCUCUCCUGAGUUGUGGAUAAAUUCUCUACCAAGUGAGUAUUCCGAUUUACUUAGUAGGAAUUUGUUUUAAUUUACCUUAUUUGUUUUAUGAAUAGGGGUGUCUGGUCAGGUGUACUUUUUGUUUCCGUUCUAUUUACUACUUGCCAACAAGCAUGGAACCUAUAAGAAAGUUUAGAGAGCACAGUUUGUCUCUAGGACAAAGUCAUAAGAAUUAACACCUUUCCUGACUGGUAACCGUUUUGUUCUAUUGCUUAACAUACUAAUAUAAUUGGCCCCUUUCUCUCUCAAAAAACAAAAAAGCCACUCACUUGUGACUGCAUAUACUUAACAUUGGACAAACUAUAAAUAUUUACAAUAUAAAUAAUUACUUUUCCUUUGGUUGGUAAACCGGGGUCAAAACCUACUUUGUGGCAUUUUCUGCUAAUACUGUAUAUUUGUACUGUACCUAAUUUAUGGUAUGUAGCUAUGUAUUUUUUUGAAUAUUUUGCAGUUUGAAUCCAGUCUAAUUAUUUAAUGCUGUUUUCUUUUCAGUGACAGACUUGGAUAUCCAGUUUCUGUACAGAGGAAAAGAGGUGGGCCAGACUAUGACUGUUAGCAAUCCUCAAGGCUGUAGACUUUUCUAUGGUGAUCUUGGACCAAUGCCCAACCAGGAAGAGCUAUUUGGACCAAUUAGCCUUGAGCAGGUCCGGUUCCCUGGUACAGAGCAGAUAGUGAACGAAAAACAGAAGAUUUUCACGGGCCGCCUCUUGGAUGUCAUGGACAGAGGUCUUAUACUAGAAGUCAGUGGGCAUGCCAUCUAUGCAGUUAGACUUUGCCAAUGCAAAGUUUAUUGGAGUGGACCCUGCGCUCCUUCUCCAAACAUGCCAAAUCUUAUUGAGAGGCAGAAGAGAGUUAAGCUCUUCUGUUUGGAGACAUUCUUGAGUGGUGAGUGUUCAGUUCUACAAUAUUAUUUGUGAAGUGUAUGUGAAAUUUUAUUAUUUAAGGCUAUAUGAACCUACUUGAUAAUUCACGUGCAGGUGUAUUCUGGAAUACAAAUAUUGGCAAUUUUACUAAUCUCAUUCAUUACUAGUAUCCAUUUAUGGUGUUACCAUCCACCUGUAUUUUACAGUUUUUCUCCAAACAAAUUGUCAUUAUUAAUAAUGUACUUCAGAGGUAAUAUCCAUUGUCAGCUAGCUGAAAGGCAGGGUGAGAGGAAUAAGGUGAAAGUCUAGGUGAUGGUGGUAUUGCCUACACUCUAUUAGGUAUAAUGGGACACUGAGGGCACCAAUACAACUUUAAUGCAUUUAAUAGGCCUUAUUGAUAAUGUGUAUUUGCAUGUGCAAAUCCUUAGAUUUUUUUUUUUUCAUAAAAUAAAUGUUUUGCAGAAGACUGCACCAUAAGCCAGCCUCUUUAGCCACAACACUUCAUACUAGAAAGACUUCCUAAUCAAAUGUAUGUACACACAGUUUCAGCCACUGUCAGUACUGAAUGAUCUGGACUACAACACAACCUGCAUUAGAAGCAGAGGGGCACAUAACAUAUGGAUAUCUCUACCAGUUUAUAGUUUCUCUGAUUGUCUGCAGUCAAUUUGUAAAUUAAAAGCAGCUCACUCAGUGCUGUUGGGACAGAGACUGUGUGCAUACAUAUGAUAACUAAAUCUUAGUUUUGUAGUGAGAAGGUGUUGCUAAGGAGGCAGUCAUUCUGCAAAUCAUUUUUUUUAAUACCUUUUUUUGCAAAAACUAUAAAGAUUUGAGCAUGUAAAAAUAAAGCAUAUUAAUGAGACCAAAAUCAAUCAAAUGCAUUAAAGUUGUCCCUUGAAACAUGUGUUCAUCAUAAUUGUGACUGCAUAAACAUUGCAACCAUAUAGCACAAAAGGGCUACAUUUCACACAUUUAACCAUAUCCCUGUAAUCUUUUGUACAGUAUGUCGCGAUCAUAUGAAGUGCAUGGACCUUAAAUUAGAUGUUAGACUUCAGCCAAGAUCUUGUCUGUUUCAAUGCUCUCUGAAUUUGAAAACUGUAUGGAAACCACUCCAGACAUGCAAAGUGUGGUACAAAUAGACAAGGACACGCAUCUUCAUAGAAGGGGGUUAUACACAAACAUUCUGUCAUUAAAAGGCACUCUGUGUUGUGUUUUUGUUUGUUUCAGAACUCCUUAAUCACCAAAAGGGUGGUCCCAUCAAACAGCCAGCCUAUGAAAUCAACUUGUGCUUUGGUGAAGAGUGGCCAGAUGGCAAACCCAGGGAGAGAAAGCUGAUAAUUGUACAGGUGUGUAUCAUAGAAUUAACUAAACAUUAAUCACAAGUAUAUUAGCAGAACACCAAGACCAGAAUUGGCAUGAUUGCUGUUUUCUUUUAACCAGUCUAAAAAAAACAAAAAAAAAACAUACAAACUAAAGUGAAAUCUGUCAGAUUGCUGAUUAUUUUGAUGCUGGAAGACUAAAAUAAACCUAUAGUUCCCCAUUAAACUUUUUUUUUAAUUUUUUUUAUUUUUUAUAAACUAUUAAAAAAGAAAUCCCUACACUAAACACGUUUAUUUUUCCACAAUAAGUUCAAGCCAUUUUUCUAGUUUAGGCACUGCUCUGUCCAAAGAAAGUUAGUCAGUGUAUAAAUUCAGUGUACACAUUGCUAUUAUGGCAGUUGAUGUUGGCGGUAAAGAACGCUGAAUAAUACAAUAUAUUUACCCCACAUUUGCAUUUUUGUUGCACAGUAAGAUAGUUGAUGGUAAGGCUUCAUAUACUAAUAUAUCAAGCUGUCCUGCAAAAUGCUGGUAUCUAUAGCACAGAUUAUCACCAUGUUCUAAGGAUAAUGCUCCAGAGCAUUCAUGUUUGGAUUGGAUUGAUGGCUCAUGUCUGAAAGUAAAUGUGAACAAUCCAAAACGAGUAGGGAUAAACCGGUGUCAGGCAUAUGCUUAAUUGCUGCAUUGUAUGCCCUUGAAGCUAAUAAAUGAGUUGUCUUAAAUGUAGCCAAUACUCGUAUACUCAAUAUAAGAGAUUGAGACAUUUUUUUUCAAGGUAAUUUGAAAAACAAAUCACAUCAAUUUACAUUGUUUUUUUUUUUCACUUCCUAGAUCAUUCCAGUGGUUGCUCGUAUGAUUCUUGAGAUGUUUUCGGGAGAUACUAUGCGCUCCUUUGACAGCGGCAGUGUGCGACUGCAAAUUUCAGUACCUGACAUCAAAGACAACAUUGUCACACAUCUAAAGCAGCUCUAUCGCCUUCUACAGAAUCACCAAGGACCAGAGGGAUGGCCUUUACUGCAGCAACAAAACAUGCACAUGGCCCCAGCUUUACAGGCCCAGUGAGCAGUGCUGAUGGCUUAGAUUUGGAAUGUUUGUCUAAAAUAAACAAGGAUUCCAAGUAGUAUAACUUUCAAUCAAUUCCUAAGCAGAAGCUGUGAUCUGCUUAAAGUCCUGUCCUAUAGGUGACAUUUUAGAAGAUGAAGUCCUUUUCAAAUAUGGAAAAAUUUUUGUCUGCUUUUGGAAGAUGAAAGUAUGGAACUGUUUGAGUAGUUAAAUCUGGAUAUGCUGAAAUCUGUUUAUGGAGAGAUGUUAUUCUCAUCUUCAAUUUCUUUCCCUUAUGUCUUUAUUCAUGAUGACCAAUUUUCUUUUUUAGUUUGUUUUUGUUUUUAAUAAGCAUUGCCGUUUAUCAUUAAGUGCCUAGAAAGAGCUGGCUUUUCUGUGGCCUAUGCAAUAAUAAUUAAGACCCACAUUUUUUACUCCUCCUACAUAGCUAUUUAUUUUUUAAUACAGCAAAAACACUGUAUAUAUCAUUCUACAAUGAAAUCAGAGGGGUUGGGGACUAUUCCCAAAUAAAAUAAUCAGAGUUGUUAAAUACAUUUUGGCCUACAUGAGUUCUGGUCUUCAUUAUGCAUGUAACAUUUCUACAUUUCAAAAACAGUGUAUAUAUAUAUAUAUAUAAAGUAAAAAAAGUGCAAUCAUGUAUUUUUUAUUUUUUUUUGCCCUUUAUUUUAUUCUGAUACUCAAUAGAUUGUUGUUUCUCACGUUUACAUAUGUAUAUCUUGACAAUAAGCAACCAUUUAAUAGAAAAUAGGAAAAAUCUGAUCUAAUUUAAACACAAUGAUUUUUAUUUAUUUUUUCCCACAUGUGUUGUGCAAGUGCAGGAAUAGGUUUAAACCAAUGAUUCUUAAC
This is a messenger RNA of Pelobates cultripes (western spadefoot toad), 20396 nucleotides long. NCBI's taxonomy places the organism in Eukaryota, Metazoa, Chordata, Amphibia, Anura, Pelobatidae. The record is from the annotation of a GenBank genome assembly.